Molecule: messenger RNA, 309 nt
Organism: Echinops telfairi (small Madagascar hedgehog)
Lineage: Eukaryota; Metazoa; Chordata; Mammalia; Afrosoricida; Tenrecidae
Product: U6 snRNA-associated Sm-like protein LSm3
Exons: 1
Coding region: 1-309 (102 amino acids)
Biological process (GO): mRNA splicing, via spliceosome; P-body assembly
Cellular component (GO): U4/U6 x U5 tri-snRNP complex; catalytic step 2 spliceosome; precatalytic spliceosome
Molecular function (GO): RNA binding
Source: RefSeq, a predicted model, not a curated record
AUGGCAGAUGAUGUGGACCAGCAACAAACGACCAACACAGUAGAGGAGCCUCUGGAUCUCAUUAGGCUCAGCCUGGAUGAACACAUUUAUGUGAAAAUGCGAAAUGACAGAGAGCUUCGAGGAAGACUGCAUGCUUAUGAUCAGCAUUUAAAUAUGAUACUGGGAGAUGUGGAAGAAACUGUGACUACUAUAGAAAUUGAUGAAGAGACGUAUGAAGAGAUAUAUAAAUCAACAAAAAGGAAUAUUCCAAUGCUCUCUGUGCAGGGUGACGGUGUUGUGCUAGUUGCCCCUCCACCAAGAGUUGGCUGA